Molecule: messenger RNA, 756 nt
Organism: Elephantulus edwardii (Cape elephant shrew)
Lineage: Eukaryota; Metazoa; Chordata; Mammalia; Macroscelidea; Macroscelididae
Gene: ORC6
Product: origin recognition complex, subunit 6
Exons: 7
Coding region: 1-756 (251 amino acids)
Biological process (GO): DNA replication; DNA replication initiation
Cellular component (GO): nuclear origin of replication recognition complex
Molecular function (GO): DNA binding
Source: RefSeq, a predicted model, not a curated record
AUGGAGUUCGCCCUUCUCCGGCGUUUCGCCCCGCGCCUGGGAAUCACGGAGCCCGACGUGCUGAGGAAAGCAGAGGAGUACUUACGACUGUCCCAUGUGAAGUGUGCUGGCCUGGCUGCACAUACCACGGAAACCAGCAAUACCGUUAUGUGCCUGGACCUCGCAGCUUCCUGCAUGAAGUGCCCCUUGGACAGGGAUUAUUUAAUUAAACUUUCUGGUUUGAACAAGAAGUCUUAUCAAUGUCGUCUUAAAUCUUUUGAAUGUUUGCUGGGCCUGAAAUCAAAUGUUGGAAUAAGAGAUCUAGCUGUACAGUUUAGCUGUACUGAAGCAGUGAACAUGGCUUCGAAGAUACUGCAAAGCUAUGAGUCCAGUCUUCCACAGACACAGCAGGUUGAUCUUGACUUAUCGAGGCCACUUUUCACCAGUGCUGCAUUAUUGUCAGCAUGCAAGAUUCUAAAGCUAAAGGUAGAUAGAAAUAAAAUGAUAGCCAUAUCUGGUGUUAAAAAAGCCAUCUUCGAUCGACUAUUUAAACAGUUGGAGAAGAUUGGGCAGCAGAUUGAUGGAGAAUCUCAAGAUUUAGCUACUCCACCACAGAAGAAAAAGAAGACAGUGUUGGAACCCACCCCAAAAGAAAUGGAGAAGCCAGAGAUUCCACAUACACUGCAGAAAGAUGAAGAUCUGACACAAGAUUAUGAAGAGUGGAAAAGGAAGAUUUUGGAAAAUGCUGCCAAAGCCCAAAAGGCUGUCGCACAGUGA